Molecule: messenger RNA, 456 nt
Organism: Belonocnema kinseyi
Lineage: Eukaryota; Metazoa; Arthropoda; Insecta; Hymenoptera; Cynipidae
Exons: 1
Coding region: 1-456 (151 amino acids)
Source: RefSeq, a predicted model, not a curated record
AUGAUGAAAUUGGAACAACAUUAUAAGAUCAAGACAAUGUAUCCAAAAAUUGUCAGAAAAAUUCAAAUGCAGGAGAACAUAAUUGCCCGGACACACGAGAACGGACAUUGGGCAUCAGACAAGACCCUAAGACAGAUCCAACAACAUUAUUUCUGGCCAGAAAUGAACAAGCAGAUUCUGAGUUACAUAGAGGGAUGCCCAACCUAUGCGAACAAAAACAAUGAAAGAAGAAUUCGGGCAGACGCGGUAAUAAUAGCACAAGCCAAAUCUCCGUUCGAAAUAUUGAACGCAGACAAAUUGACGUAUGAAGGGAAAAAUUUCCUACUACUAGAGGACAGCCUCACAAGAUACAUCUGGUUAAUACUCUUAAAAACGGAAGAUGGGCACACCGCACUAUAUCAAUUCCUGCACGCCAAUCCAACCCCGACAAAAAUCAUAACCGAUAAUGAACCUUAA